AUGUUGUCCAACCAAUGCGACGAUUCCUCGCAGAAGGCAAAGAUCUCAUCCAUGGAAAGCUCUCCUGCUCCUCUGACCUUUACAGCGCCCUGGAGCAAAGAUUACGAUCCCGCAAGUGAUGGGACGGAUUUUUUUCCACCCGGUUCUAAUUCGGCGAUAAAGCAUACAAACUCAGGCUCUAUCGACUACAGUACGGAUGGAGAGAUUGGCUUUUCUGUUCAGGAUUUUGCAGAAGGCGUCAUCAAGGAUCAUGUAAACACAGCAUCACGGCCAGAAUUCUCGGAUCAGUUCCCUAACGAGCAGGAUACACCUACUGUGAAGAAGCAAGAGCAUGGAUGGCAGUUGCUCCAUGAUGACCUGCUUAGACUUACUACCCAAAGUUGGCCGGGACUUUGGCCUGUCGAGCAAGAGGCUCAAACAGUCUUGCUUGAUGCUGUAGCUCGUGAAGGUCAAGCACGAGUUCAGUAUUACAUGGCUAGGGGAAGAUCGAUCCACUUCGAUGGCAACUCCCGACAGCCUCCCUACCGGUCCAACAUACACAAAGCAUGUCAGUGUACUAAGAAGAGAAUCGACAGGAUACUCGAUGGACAGUCGAGUGGUUGUAAAUGCGACAUCGGACACUCUCCCCUGUUGUUCCGCGCGAGGGGAACGUCACAUCGCGCUAUUGACAUCCUCCAAGUCGUCGCCCUGUUGGAGGCAUAUUGGAAGAUACAAGCGGAAACGAGUCAAAAUGAAAUGGGAGACCGAGUCAAAACUGCUUAG
Filobasidium floriforme is the source of this 762-nucleotide messenger RNA. RefSeq lists its product as uncharacterized. The coding region runs from base 1 to 762 and encodes 253 amino acids. NCBI's taxonomy places the organism in Eukaryota, Fungi, Basidiomycota, Tremellomycetes, Filobasidiales, Filobasidiaceae. The transcript is spliced from 3 exons. The record is from RefSeq and is a predicted model, not a curated record.